This is a messenger RNA of Pristis pectinata (smalltooth sawfish), 1844 nucleotides long. RefSeq names its product amidohydrolase domain containing 1 (gene amdhd1). Gene Ontology annotation, molecular function: imidazolonepropionase activity. Bases 153 to 1454 code for a protein of 433 amino acids. Gene Ontology annotation, cellular component: cytoplasm. The record is from RefSeq and is a predicted model, not a curated record. Lineage: Eukaryota; Metazoa; Chordata; Chondrichthyes; Rhinopristiformes; Pristidae. The transcript is spliced from 9 exons.
UGUGUGUGUCAGUGACCGUGUGAGUGUGUCAUGGACUGUGUGUGUGUGUCAGUGACCGUGUGAGUGUGUCAGGGACUGUGUGAGUGUGUCAGCCACUGCCGGAGCGGCAGUGGGAGUUGCGGCGGGGCGGACCUCGGUUGGCCAGCUCCACAAUGUGGACGCGGAGCGGGCUGCUGGUUCGGAACGCCGCCCAGGUUGUGGCGGUCUGCGAGAAUGGAGCCCAGUACCGGACCGGCGGCGACAUGCGGGACGUGGCGCUCAUUCCUGGCGGCAGUGUUGUGAUCGGAAGAGACGGGCUGAUCGAGGCGGUGGGACCCGCGGACGUUAUCCAGUCCCAGUACCGAGGAGUGGUGUUUGACCAGGAAAUAGACGCCAGUGGGUUGUGUGUACUGCCAGGUCUGGUGGACGCGCACACCCACCCGGUGUGGGCUGGAGACAGGGUUCGUGAAUUCGCCAUGAAGCUGGAAGGGGCAUCGUACAUGGAGAUUCACAAUGCUGGAGGAGGGAUUCACUUUACCGUGGAACAUACCAGGAAGGCUUCAGAGGAAGAGCUGUUCGACAGCUUGAAGCAGCGAUUGCUGUGUAUGCUGAGAGCUGGAACCACUCUGGUUGAGUGUAAAAGUGGAUAUGGUCUGAAUCUGGACACUGAGGCCAAAAUGCUUCGGGUGAUCGAACGAGCUCGAAGGGAGCUCAGUGUCGGCAUCUCCUCCACUUACUGUGGUGCUCACUCUGUCCCCAGAGGGAAGACAAUGGGAGAAGCAGUGGAUGCAAUCAUUAACUUUCAGCUCCCCAAACUGAAGGAGAUGAUGACGAAAGGUGAAUUCCAUAUCGAUAACAUAGAUGUUUUCUGUGAAAAGGGAGUCUUUGACCUGGAGGCCACCAGAGCUAUUUUACAGGCUGGGAAGGAGCUAAAUCUCCAGAUUAAUUUUCAUGGCGAUGAACUCCAUCCAAUGCAUGCUGCAGAGCUUGGGGCUGAACUUGGUGCUGCCGCUAUCAGCCACCUGGAGGAAGUGAGUGAUGCUGGCAUUGCCGCCAUGGCAACUGCAAAAUCAUGUGCUGUGCUGCUCCCAACCACUGCCUACAUUCUGAGGCUUAAAACCCCACGUGCUCGGGAUAUGCUGGAUGCUGGAGUGAUUGUUGCUCUGGGUAGUGACUUUAACCCUAAUGCAUACUGCUUCUCGAUGAAGUAUUUUGUGCAAAUAUUAUCAGCCAUGAGAGAGGGCUGUGAGCUGGCUUCUUAUCGAGAACCUUGUAUUCCCAGCCUCCACAAGUUCUGCUGGUUUGACCGUUCCUUCCCCGCAGCCAAUGGUUAUGCACCUGGCGUGUGUGACCAUGAAGAUGACGAUGGCCGAGAGCCUGGUGGCCGCCACCAUCAAUGCUGCCUAUGCGCUCGGAAAAUCCAAAUCUCAUGGCUCCCUGGAGGCAGGCAAGGAAGGGAACAUCCUCAUCAUUAACGCACCCAGGUGGGAGCAUUUGAUUUAUCAGUUUGGAGGUCAUCAAGAACUAAUCAAGUAUGUAAUUACCAAAGGAAAGAUAGUGCAUGAAAAUUAAAGUUGCCUGGGUAAUUAGCAGUGUGGGUGUUCCUCACCUGAAGUCUGAACUAUUCUGAAGGAUUUUGAUCAUGAAUUUGAACACACACAUUGUCAUACUUCAAGAUUAAAAUGGUCCAUGUACAAACUUGGACGUCGGCAGAAGGUUAAGAUUGAAUGAUGUCUUCCAGGGUAACCAGUUACAGCUUGAGAAAUACCUUAAUGAUUGUUGAUUGAUUCAAAUGUUGCUGUAUCCCUAUGAGUGUGGGCACUAUUUCAAUAUGUGCCAGAAAUAAAUGGUCUCUAAUUAAAUUA